AAUACAUAUGGCUGGUAAUACACAAAGUAUGUUAUAUUACACGUAUGUAUCAACCCAACUCAUGUCAUCUCAUCUCAUCUCAACUCAGCCAUGUCAUUUCAACUCUAAGCGAACCGCAGGAAUUGAAGUGAUAUCACCAAGCCUACGUACCACGGACAGACUUACCUAUCUACUAGAGUAUUACUACUAUCUUUAUCUAUUUUUUCGCAUGCUUAGUUUCCUUUUCAGCCAGUCUAACUGAUCAGAAGUAGAAAAAGUAGGUAGGUAUCACCAUAAAUACCACUAUAACGGAGAUAGGCGACGGAUUGACGAUCACAACAGACAGUAGUAAAGUCCCG
Molecule: messenger RNA, 338 nt
Organism: Aspergillus welwitschiae
Lineage: Eukaryota; Fungi; Ascomycota; Eurotiomycetes; Eurotiales; Aspergillaceae
Exons: 1
Source: RefSeq, a predicted model, not a curated record